Oppia nitens is the source of this 659-nucleotide messenger RNA. RefSeq names its product translationally-controlled tumor protein homolog. Gene Ontology annotation, cellular component: cytoplasm. The record is from RefSeq and is a predicted model, not a curated record. Lineage: Eukaryota; Metazoa; Arthropoda; Arachnida; Sarcoptiformes; Oppiidae. Bases 126 to 659 code for a protein of 177 amino acids. Gene Ontology annotation, molecular function: calcium ion binding. The transcript has a single exon.
CUAUUAUAUAUUGUCUGUCAAAUUGUACAAACAUACUGUCCUUUCAGUCAAAACUUAUUGUAUACACUUGUUGUAGUCAUCAUCGGAUAUCUUAUACUGUAUAUACAUAAAUCAAUUAACACAAAAUGAUUAUUUAUAAGGAUUUAUUGACCGGCGAUGAGAUGUUUACCGACUCUUCCAAAGUAAGACUGAUUGAUGAUAGCCUUUAUGAAGUAGAGUGUCGACCUGUGACCAGAAAACAAGGAGAGAUAGAGAUCGCCGGUUUUAAUCCAUCAGCUGAUGAUGGAGUCGAUGGAGAUGUAGGCACUGACGAAACGGUUGAGACGGGUCUCGAUUUGGUACUAAAUCAAAGACUAUCUGAAACAGGUUUUAGUAAAAAUGAUUACAAAAAUUAUCUGAAGACGUAUACAAAAGAUCUUCAGGAAAAGUGGAAGAGUCUCGAGUGGACGGAUGGCCAGAUUAUUGAGGCAAAGUCUAAGCUGACCGAAGCGGUCAAAAAGAUUUUACCGAAAAUCGGAGAUUUGCAGUUCUUUUUAGGCGAAAGUAUUAAUCCCGACGGUAUGGUUGGUCUUCUAGAGUACAGACAGAAAGAGGACGGUUCGGCUGAAGUGCCGAUUAUGAUGUUCUUCAAACAUGGACUUCAAGAAGAAAAAGUUUAA